Messenger RNA from Solea solea (common sole), 1611 nucleotides. Its product is annotated as lipopolysaccharide-induced tumor necrosis factor-alpha factor homolog. Lineage: Eukaryota; Metazoa; Chordata; Actinopteri; Pleuronectiformes; Soleidae. The transcript is spliced from 8 exons. The coding region runs from base 463 to 1017 and encodes 184 amino acids. Gene Ontology annotation, molecular function: zinc ion binding. The record is from RefSeq and is a predicted model, not a curated record.
AUGAUAGAGGGAUAGGUAGGAUAUACUAGAAAAUAUCUCGCAAUUUGCCUCGGUGGAAGUGUCUGUUAGAAGCUGUGCUAGGUUUGGUGUAAAAAGGUAUGUUGACUGUUACAUUACUGUUAAAUCUAUAAAUUGUCAUUUACAACCUGGAACAUCGAGGGAAUAUUUCUAUGUGUUGUUGAGCUGUACAUACAGUACAUACAGUACAAGCCCAUUGGAACCUACCUACAGGUAAUCAGGAUGUAAAUAUCUACUAUUUGAAUAGGUACUAGGCAACUCCACUGGUAAGAAGAUGUCUGUUGAUGUCUGAAUGGAAGUCUCUGGGACUCUUUAAGAUUUGUGUGCAUUUUCCUUGUGGGUUGUGCCUGUUUCUGGAUUCCUGUCUGCCAUCUUGUCUUCUGACUGACCUGGCAGCUCCUGGAGAGAACUUUUUAUUGGUGAAAAGUCUCAGAAAAUCUAAACAUGGAAAAAGGACACCAAUCAAAUGAAUCGGCUCCACCCUACCCGGGACCACCAAUGAACUACGGGGCACCUUAUCCUCCACAAGGCUACCCGUCUGCACCUCCGGCUGGUUACUCACCUGUAGCAUCUCCACCUGGUUACUCGCAUGCACCACCUCCAGCUGGUUACUCGCAUGCACCACCUCCUGCUGGUUACUCACCUGCAGCACCUCCAGCUGGUUACUCGCCUGCAGCACCUCCACCUGGUUCAUACCAAGGAGCGUCACCUUAUUAUGGUCCAGUCCCAGCUGCACCUGCCCAAACAGUGACUCAUGUGAUAAUGAGACCUGCACUACAUGACAUCCCAGGACAAACUCUAUGUCCCCACUGCUGUCAGACUGUGGUCACCAGGACGGAGCACACGCCGGGCCUGUUGACCUGGGCCAUUUGUGGUGGCCUCGCCUUCUUCGGUUGUUUUAUUUGCUGCUGCAUCCCGUUCUGCAUUGACUCCUGCCAAGAUGUAGAGCAUCGUUGUCCAUCUUGCAACAAAACCAUCUACAUAUACAAGCGGAUGUGAAGCCAUCCCUGAUGUAUGGAUCAUUAUUAUAUGAAAAAGCAUUUACAAUCUUGUACCCACAGUUCAUCAUUGAACUCUAUGAAUGUAUAUGAACUGUAAUAAGAUGUGAUUCUAGGUCUCGUUCUAGGAUAUUUUCAGUUAUUACGAAGUAUUAUGAUUUGUCGAUGUUAAAUCAAACCAUCUCCGGGUUCUCCGGUGUUCCUCCCCAAAGUCCAAAAACAUGCAAAAUGGGGAUUAGAUCAAUUGGACACUCUAAAUUGACCGUAGGUGUGAGUGUGAGAGAGAGCGGUUGAAUGGUUGUCCGUGGCCCUGCGAUGGACUGGCGAUCUGUCCAGGAGUUGGCACAGCGCCCUCCGUGGCCCUCCUGUGGAGGAUGAAGGACGGAUUGGGUGGAAUGAAAUUGAAUUGGUGCCAGUUGUAGAAUGAAUUGCUCUCCUUUCUCCAGUUGUCAAUGUACAGUAGUUAUUUGCCAAGUGUCUUACAUUUCCAUGCUUGUUCCAGAACCAAAUAUCUUUCUAUAUUUCUAUCUCUAUAUUUCAAAGCAUAAUGGGUGCUCAUCAAUGGCAUUUUAUUAAAUCUUCUAUUGUUACCACA